UUUAAAUUCAGUAUUCGCGCGGUAAACUGCGCGGGUGGACGUACGUUUGUCGGUCAUGCGAGAGUCGGCUAGCAGGAUGGCCGAACUCGAAUUCGAGGCGCCGCUUGCCCAAAUCGAAGACGCAGAUGAUUGUCUUUCUACUGCCGACUUUCCGCAGAAAACCAUCAACGGCAAUGACAUACGACUAAACAAUAUUAAGAAUCUCAAAAGUGGAAUUGUCAAAAUGAAAACUGACUCCAACAAAAUAAACGAUAAUGACGAACCCAAACCGGUGAAGUGUAAACAGGAUACUCUGCAAAACGGCGAGGGAGAUAAUUUCACUGAGACUUUCUCUGGCUCUCUGGAAGAUUUAGUUAACACCUUUGACGAGAAAAUAACAAAAUGCUUCGGAAAUUAUGAGGAGAGUGUGGAAAAACUAGCGCCGGUGCAGGUUCGCUCGCAGGAGGAAAUUAUGAACGAGUGCCAGAUGUGGUGGACUAUUACUGGGAAUUUCGGAAACAUCCUGCCGAUAGAUUGGACCAAGUCCUUUUCACGGAAAAUGCACAUUCCAACAUUAAAUCUAAGUGAUAAGAAGAGUACCAUGACGCCGGACGAUGAGAUCCAUAGUUCCGAAGAUGAGGCUGUAGCCUCAGAUCUGGACAUGCACGCGCUUAUCUUGGGCGGCCUGCAUCAGGACCAUGAGUGUCCCGUUAAAACUGCUGAUGAGGUGAUCCAAGAAAUAGAUGAUAUGAUGCAAGAAACUCCGUCAUCUGAGGGAGACAAUAUAAUCGAGUACAACGAAGCUUUGGAGAAGGGGAAAGAAGUUCUCAACUCUCCUCUUUAUGAAGACAAACUACGUCAUCUCUCCCUCGCUCAACUUAAUGAGAUCUUCAUGGAGCUGGAGGUGCUUAUUCGUGAAUUCUCCGAAACUCUAAUAGCCGAGCUGGCCCAUCGGGAUGAGCUGGAAUACGAGAAGGAGCUGAAGAACACGUUCAUAUCACUUCUGCUGGCCGUACAGAACAAGCGGAGACAGUACAACGUGGAGAAGAAGAAGAGGAUUGGCCCACAACGAUUGCCUGCUCCGGGGAUCAACUCGGAAUCCAAGUAUCUCACCACCGUUAUACCGUUCCACCUACACAAUGGACCACCGGAUAACCAGACUCUCCAAGUGCUCAUUAAGAUUCUUAAAGCAAUAAACGAAGACAGCCCCACAGUUCCGACGCUGCUCACUGACUACAUUCUCAAAGUUUUGUGCCCGACUUAAUUAAUGAGUUUAAAAAAUAAUUUUAUUUAAAAUUCUUUUAAGCAGAGUUUUGAUUAUAGUUUUACUUCGUGUAAAAAACACUAGCCGAAUGUUUCAUGAUAUAAAUCAAAUGCCUUAAAUUGUAUAAAAACUUUGAAUUGUGUCGAUUUUAUUUUUCUUAUAUUUUAUAAUUUAUAUAAAUUUUAUCUCAUGGUUUAAAAAUUCGAAUAAUCACGCUGUAGUGCAAACAACUCACAAUAAAAAUGCAAUUUACCACCAAAAUAUUUUUAAGCAUGGCAACCCCAGGUUGAGUUUGAGGCGCUACAUGGCAACACUUCCACAGCUGUCAGUGUAAUGUCAAGCGUUUGAAUGCCAUAUUACACGUUAUUUGGAAUCAUUUUAUAUUUCUACUUUUUUGCAUAAAUGAACUGUGAUAUUGUAUGUUAAUUUAAUUAAUGCUUCCUUUUUAGAAUUUAAUCUAUUUAAGUUGAAUCAUUAUUUAUUAUGUUUCCGUCAUUGAAUUGUACAUAAACAGUAAUGGAAUUGUCAAGUGAAAAUUAAUUAAAAUGGUGCGAAGAGGCUUGUAAAUAAACAGUUUUUGUAGAUAUAGCUAAUUAUGUGUUCUACACCUUUCUCUAAUGCGACACAAAAUGGCCGAAUUCUAUACGAAUACGAAAAGUAAUAAACAACUAGAUGCGGAAAUGUCAAACCUAUUCUGUGUUGUUUAACUGUCAAUAAAAUAUACAAUCUGUGACUCGGAUACGAAUAUCGUUAUACGUUAUUUUAAAGUUCCUGUACAUAAAUUAAUACAAACAUAUAAUUGAUGAUUCCGUAAAAUAGAAGUUAUGGCUAGCGAACCAAUCUUUCUAUAUAUGUGGCAGUGAAGUAGUUAAAACAGACAAUUGAUUAAAUCUCUAGACUUAAUAAUCAGUCGUUGUCGUGACCGCCAAUUGUCUUUACAAUAUUCAACACUCAUUCAGUCAAUCAAUUAAACUUUUUCGAAGGUGCUUGAUUUAAAUCAAAAUGCUAGCGACUUGAUUGAAUAUCGAUCUUUAAUUAACUGUCUAGAGAUUCAAUUAACUCUCUGAUUUUAUUACUUUACUGCGACAUACACACUACUCAACACUUCGUACAGUGAAGGCAACCAAGCCUAAAACUAUGGGUUUUAGCACAAAAGGUUGAUCACUUACUUGCCUAUAAAGAUAUAUGGAAAUCUUAGGGUAAGACUUGAGGUAGGUUUUUAAUUUACUCGUACGCUAAAGGAAAUGUCGUUGUGCCUACUUUAAGAAAAAUUAAAAAAAAAAACUAUCUAUUGCUCUUACAACACGUAUAGGGUUGUAGCUCCCGGAUUAUUCCUAAAUACGUAUAGAAUUUCAGCCAUUUAUUUUUUUAUUAAAUGAUAACGCUAUCUGCUAUUGUAUAAAUUUAAAUAAUCUUAUUAAUAAAGUUUGUGUGUCUGUUUGGCCAGUUUUAUUGUAAGUUUUGAAAGCUGUUAAUAAUUAAAAAAAUAGGUUCUAUGCUUAUAUCUAGUCUCAACAGUUUUUAGUAAUAUUUUUGUUUGUUUCUGUAUUUUGCUAAUACAUGCAUAUGAAUUUAAUUUAAAUAAGUUUAAAUCUAUCAGCAAAGUAUAGAAUAUGAUAUAUUGUAAGUUGUAUGUUUUAAGAAUGUGAACUUUUUCAUUUAAAAACUUUAGGAGAGCUUUGUCGCACACUUGAACUAGUAGCCAACACCAAUUGUUGUCUGUAAUCUAUGGAAUGACCGAAAUAAAUGUCUUAUAUAACGUG
Pieris rapae (cabbage white) is the source of this 3006-nucleotide messenger RNA. It is a transcript of the gene Unc-76, whose product is annotated as fasciculation and elongation protein zeta-2. The transcript is spliced from 7 exons. NCBI's taxonomy places the organism in Eukaryota, Metazoa, Arthropoda, Insecta, Lepidoptera, Pieridae. The record is from RefSeq and is a predicted model, not a curated record. Bases 56 to 1243 code for a protein of 395 amino acids. Gene Ontology annotation, cellular component: axon; cytoplasm.